Molecule: messenger RNA, 324 nt
Organism: Scutellospora calospora
Lineage: Eukaryota; Fungi; Glomeromycota; Glomeromycetes; Diversisporales; Gigasporaceae
Source: the annotation of a GenBank genome assembly
AUGUGGAGCUUUCUUCGUCGGUUUGAUGAUGUUUCUUUCGUCGGUUUGAUGAUUCCUCCUUGUCGUUCUGGUGGUGCUUCUUUCAUCGGAUAUUCUUCUGAACGUCAUAAAGAUAAUCGAAUAAAUAUUGGUGCAGAAAUGUUAAAAAAAUCUGUGGAUGCUGGAAAUCUUGAAGCAAUGAUUUAUUAUGGAAAACUUCAAAUAAAAGGAGGAUACACAAUAAAGAAAAAUAUUGAUGCUGUAAAUAUCGCGUCACGAAGAUCUCCUAAUUUAUCUUUUACUAUUGAUAUCGAGAAAUCGAGGCCAACUACAUAUUAUUAUUGA